Bicyclus anynana (squinting bush brown) is the source of this 5951-nucleotide messenger RNA. RefSeq lists its product as uncharacterized. The transcript has 2 exons. Gene Ontology annotation, biological process: regulation of transcription by RNA polymerase II. NCBI's taxonomy places the organism in Eukaryota, Metazoa, Arthropoda, Insecta, Lepidoptera, Nymphalidae. The record is from RefSeq and is a predicted model, not a curated record. Gene Ontology annotation, molecular function: protein binding; RNA polymerase II cis-regulatory region sequence-specific DNA binding; DNA-binding transcription factor activity, RNA polymerase II-specific. Bases 208 to 4365 code for a protein of 1385 amino acids. Gene Ontology annotation, cellular component: nucleus.
UAUUAUGACCGAAACGAUGCGAUCGGCUCCAACUCGUAAAGCCGAGCGCCAUCUUACGUUCGUAGUGUCAACUUGAAGUGUAAUGGUGAAUGGUGAAGCAAAUUUUGUGAUGUGGACUAGCUAGUUGUUGAAAACAUAAUACCUAUUUGCUUUGCAAUUGUGCAUUUCGUUGGACGAUGAUUAUGAGUUACUAAAACAAAGUGCAUCAUGUCAGACGCGAGGCAAGUGAAAGUGGACAACUGGGGGAUUUACUUCCUCCAGAGGCUGAAGCACUUCUUCAACCGCACCGACUACUGCGACCUGACGCUGCAGUUCCAGGACAAUGCGCAGCUCAAGGUCCACCGACUGGUGCUCAGUGCUUGUACGGAGUACUUCGAACUGCUGGAGAGGACUUGUGAGAUGUACGAGGACUGCUUGGUCAUGCCGGACGACCUGCAAGCCGACGUCGUGGUACCCAUCAUUAAUUUUAUGUAUACUGGUCAGUUGGAAUUCAAGCAAGAUUUAUUAGAGAAAUUGUAUCAAACAUCUUUGAUAAUGAAUUUGCCCAUUCUCACAAAACUUCUCGAUGCACAUCGACCCCAAAAAAAGCAGCCACCCGCUAAACCUGCAUUUUCCUCUUCUAAUAGUUUUUAUGGGAAAAGAUAUUCUAAACCGGGUAGAGCCAUGCCCAUUGCCAGCGGCAGUGGCUCCAAACGUUCUUUCUCCAGUGCUUUUGACAACACAGAGUUUCAAACAGAAUUACAUAAAAUGAAAAAGCCAAAUACAGACAUGUUUAGUAAAGCCGAGUGUAUUGUCAAAAACGGGGAUACACCAAACUACCAGUUUCCUGUGUUCUCAAAUAAAACUAAAUUUACGAUGAAAGAGCCUCGCCCUACUCGUUACGAGCUCCCUGAGGAGUUGGAUGAAGAGCAUCUGUUUGAUAAUUCAUUCACUAGUAUAUCGUAUGGUUCCAAACCGUUGAUGACUCAUCCAGAAACAUCCACAAAACAAUAUUGUUCAAAGAGAAUCAAUUUAUUUGAUGAAGGUAGCAGUUCUAGUCGUUUUAUGAGAGUGAGCGCUAAUGAUGUUGUAGAAUGUAGGAAGAUCUCGUCUCAUGAGAACAUAUUUUUAGAUUCAUUAGGUGACAGUAUGCAGGAUGAUAGUAUGGGCCCUUUCCAAUCAACUUCACAGCACAUCAAAGAGGAGACCAAGGACACCAGUCAACUCUUUGAUCAAAUUUUAGAAAACAAACCCUCAAAAAUUACCAUAGAGACCAAAAAUAAUGCACAAGCACAAAAUUUAGAUCAUGCGAAGAUUAUAAGCGAAGUUUUAAAGAAAUAUCCACAUUUAGUUAAAAACAACAAAAAUAUUAAACUGAAAAUUUUAAAUACCACCAAAACUAAAAAAUCUAAUGUGUCAAGUGAAGAAAAGCUAAAAUCUAAAUCUGAAACUCCUACUGAAGAAAAGUCAAAACCAUAUCAAGCUCCAGAUUUCACAUAUCAGUCUGAUGUUAUUAAUUCAAAGGAAGCUGCUAAACUCAUUGCUUUGGGAGCUGAAAAUACUACCGGGCCAUGGAUUUGUCUUAUUUGUGGUACUCCAGGAAAAGCAUUGCAUUUUACAUCAUAUUUUAAUUUCCGGAAACAUUUAGUUGAAGUACACAAUGAAAAACCAAUACCGACUAUGUGUGAAUAUUGCGGUAUUAAGUCUCUGAAAAGAAACUACCUUGUUCAUCAUAAAUUAACAAAACAUGGAAUAACACCACCAGCUGCAUACACUUUUCCAAAAUGUAAUCAUUGUGAUUACAUAGCUCUUAAUGAAGCACUUUUAGUGAAACAUAAAUCAAAUCAUAACAAUAUUAUGUACAAGUGCUUAAAAUAUAAUGUGCCUUCAUCUCCAGUAGCACAGAAAAAUACUAAAAAAUAUUUAAAUCAAUCGACAGACAAAAAAAUUGGUAACCUGCAAUGUGUAUUUUGCUUGAGAACCUUCCAACGUCUACACAACCUAUAUGCACAUUUAAAAACGAAUCAUAAAGAAGCAGCAAAGACUGAAGGAUUGAUUGAUGAUUCAGAGGAUGAACAGGAAGAGGAAAAGAUUUCUCCUAACUUGAAAAUUAAUAGUAACGAAUCUUCUGAUAAUAUAGUUAAAGUAGAGGUUCCAGUAACUUUUGAUAACACAUAUGAAGAUGUUGAUGAGCAAUAUCAAAUAGAACAAAAACCGGAUGGAAGUAUUUGCGUGUCAACUAAAAAACCUCGUGUUCUCUUGCCCUCUGCUAAAAACAAAAUAUUAAAUCUAGGUUUUGGCUCUCCUCAACAAAGUGUAUCUUCUGUGACACAUCCACAAAAGACAGAAUCUAUGCAUAAUACUGCUAUUAUAAGAAAUGAAAUUCCACAAAAUACUUACCAAUCUAACCCUAGGUCUACUUCUACACAAGAAACUGUUGUAAUUGAUAAUGAGGAAUAUAUACUACAAAACAAUCAACUAUUUUCUAAGAAAGGAAAUUCGGCAUCUGGAUAUUUAGUGCAUUCAGCAAAUGAAGCUGAGCUGCAAACAAUAAUGCCUACAACAUCCGUGGAGUAUAACAUUCCCAACUCAAAUCCUGAACGUAAAAUGUUUAUUAAAAAAUCAACACAUAUGAAUCAACCCUAUCAGAUAGUUGUUUCAAGUGAAGAAGAAUAUAAAGCUUUAAUGAAUUCUAACCAAUCUCUUUUAUAUGAUGAAGGACAACCAAAUCAAACCCUAUGUGAACUUGAAGCGCCUGAUAACUCGUCCUUAGCAACAGGAGCAAUUGAUUUAGACAACACACAACCUAAUGACAUGAUGAUUAUCCCUGAUUAUCACAUGAAUGUUCCUGUAACAGUAGCUGCUGAUAAUUCAAAUAUAGUUGUAGUUUACAGCCACCCUCUUGAAGAUCAAAGCAAACAGUUCUCAAUUAUUACAACACAAGGAGAAUUUGUUCAGUCUUCUUCUCUAAUGACACAGAAUUAUGAUACAGGUACUACUUGUCCACCAGUGGUGACUCCACAUACAGCAAUAGAAAACACUUGGCAGAGUAAUAUACAUGCAACAAUAAAUAAACUUCCUAUAACUUCCACAGCAGACAUACAAACUACAGUUGUAGGUGAAUCUUUAACAGUAGAACCAAUAGAAAAUAUUCAAAAUAACAGUUUAGAUGAACUUGCUGAAGUUCAGUUAAACACAACAAGACCAGUUACACUAGAAGUAGCACAAACUGAAACAUGUAUAAAUAGUUUCAAUGACUCUAGUGUUAUAACUACAAACACUCAACAAUGUGUAAGCCAGCCAAUUUGUCAACCUAAUGAUGUUGUUACUAUUGCAGAUCCCAUUGUACUUAGCAAUAUGCAACAGCAAGUUCAGAUUCAAUCUCUACCUUCUACAAAUCUUGAUCAAAUUGCCUCUAUUAGUUCAUAUUCCCAAACAUCUGUUGACACCCCUGAAGAACAAAAUACAAUUUCCCAUGAAGUUACUUCAAACUACCAUGACCAAUCAUCUACUGUCAACACAAUUGACCAACAAACCACAUUGACCCAUGAUAUUGUUACAACCUACCAAGAAGUAGAGCCAGUAGUUGUCGAAGAAAUAUUGUACCAAAACAAUAAUGGUAUGUCAUCAACACAAGUUACUACAGAAAGUAAUGAGACAUGUGAGUCGAUCCUUGAUGAUGCAGAUACUCAAGUGAAUAAUAUUCAAGAUUCCACUCAAGAAAAUCAGCAGUUGGGUGACCAUAUUAAAGUUACUCUUGUAGAAGAUGAGGAAACAAUAGAAAAUAUCGCUAGAGACAUUGAUGAAAGUCGAAAUGCCUCUGUUAAAGAGGGAGAAUGUACUGGCCAAAGUAAAAACGAAAUAACAUUAACAGAAAUAGCAAAAGAACAGAUUCAAAAUUUAACCUCUGAAUGGUCAGAAGAUGAAGCUGACAUAAUAUUAACAGAGCAAAGCGAUGUACCAAACGCUAAUUCAGAAUUACAAAAUGAUAACACCUCAGAGUUGGGUGAAGAAUCCAUUGAAAAUAUUCAAAAAGAAGUUAACAAACAAAUAGCAGGUGUUGUGGUUGCGACAGUCCCGAAUGAUUCAAAAGCUCCACAAACGAAGGCCAGUGACCAUGUUGCAGUUGAAUCACAGGAAAAAAUAUCAUCACUUCUUAAUGAUUGGGAUGACAAUGAUUCGCAAGAAGAAAUAAAAGCUGCAACUGAUACUGAUAAUGAUAAUCCACAGUCUUCCAAUAUUGCAACACAAGAUGAAAAUAUAAGCACAGUCGAUAAUAACGCUACAACUGAGACAGUUGAUACUAGUGAAGUAAAUAAAGAUGAUAAUAUUAAGAGAUUAGUCAGUGAUUGGGAUGAGGAUGAUGAAGAAGAAAAUAAGGAUUGAUCUGAGAAUUUAUUGUUUGUCUGUUUGAGAUAGUAGCAACAAAGAAUCAAUAAUGUUAAGAUUUGAAAACGACUUACAAUAUUUAUAAUUAAUUAUAAUAUUUUUAUGUAACAGUUAUAUACAUACAUGUAAUGUAUUUAUAUUAUUAUAAUUAAGUACACAAUAAUUAGUCUGCUAUUAGAAGUUUUUAUACAUUAAGUACACAAUUCAAUUUAAGUCCUAGCAAAUGUCUAGACUUCAUCAGUUUUAAUUUAAUGCAACAAAGCCUAAACCAAGCAUAGCUGAAUUAACUUUAAUCAAAUAGUUAAUGUUUGUUACAAUUGCUAUUUGAGUACUGUUGCACAUACAAAAAUUAAAAUUAUAAACACAAUUUAGAUAAAAUUAUAAAUAUUUAGAUUAUUUUUUGAACAUUUGUGGUCUGCAAUAUGUAUUGCUCCUGUCUAUUUGUCACUUGAAAAAAAAUUACAGAUUGCAAAAGAAACUGAUUGUCAUUUAAAAUAUUACUGCUUUUUCAGGUUGAUAAAUAACUUGUGCAUUAAAUAAUCCAAAUACAUAAAAACUGUAUGUAAAACUGUAUCAUAUUUUGUUGUAGCAAUACCUCUAUUGGGUGCUCUUUUUGUUUCAAUCAUUUUGAUGUCAAUUGUUUAGUCUAUAAACAAGUGUUAUAUAUACAUUUCAUAUUACAUUCAGUUGGGCUAUUCAUUAACUUGGCCCAUUGACCUCUUAUAAUACAAGGAUGCACAAUCAUGUAGAAAAUGUUACUUGAAAACUCGCCAAUAUUGCUUUUGCAAUUUUAGAAUUAUUGGUAAAGAAAAUUAUACCUAAAGGCCUUUAGAUAUAGUCUAAUAUUCAAUAAAAUCCCAAAUUCAGAGCAAAUUCAACCUUAAGCAUUGAGUUUAAGGGUGAAUUUGCAAAUGCAACUACUUGGAUUGAGUGCCAAGAAGUUGUGUUGGGCACUCAUUAAGUGGGGAUGUUUGUUGGUCGCUGAUUGUGAGUUCAAAUGUCCCACAUAUUAAUUUCAGAAAGACACCAAGUUGGGAAACAAUCCAGUAGCUCAUCUCUUUAGUGUCAUUUGUAUUGUGAUACCUACUAUAUUUCAGGCAUUAUUAUGUUAUAAAUAUAAAUAAAAUAUUGUUUGUUACUUUCACUAACGGACGAUGGGCCUGUCAUGGUCAGACAUAACUUGAUUUUAUAAAGACUGUCAGCCGAUGUUCCUACCAUAAUAUACUCUUAAAUACAUACUUUACUUAUAAGUAAGGUAGCCAAGGGUAGGCUCAAGGGUCAAUUUCAUUAACUUUCUGAGUAUCUAUAAGUAGGAGUGUGUGCUGACUUUCAGAUUUUAUAAAAGGAUGUUUGGCUAUUGCAGGCUGUCGUUCUUGUUGAGCAAAUAAUAUAGUAGCAAUAAGUAGUGUAAGGAGUCCACAUAGAAUAUCAUUGUAAUUCAUAUUAUAUGUAGGUACUGUAAUAAAAGUUAUGAUAAUGCGUUUAUAUGCAAGUAAAUAGUACGUCUUACUCUACAAGUUUAAAUUAAGUGCAUCUCAUCUAUGAAUAUAUUUGAUGACAAAUAAAUAUAAUAAUUAUUACAA